CAAGGCAAAGCCCAACUGCGAAACGACCAACUGCGAAACGACGAACACUCCAGCAGCUUCCUUCCCGAAUCGAGGCAUCCACGUCCCACAGUGUUGGAGGCUUGGAGCCCAGCACCACGUGACCCUGCACCGGCGGCGAGCCCGGCAUGGCCAUGCUCCUCCGCCGCCGCCUCCCGCUGCUCCGCCUCCUGCGGCAGCUGCACACUGAAUCGGCGGCUUCGGCCUCCUCAUCCACCACGCCUCCCCUUCCUCUACAGAAGCCUCCCGCCGCCUCCUCGCCGUCCGUUGCGACAGGAUCACGCCGCCUAGGGUUUCUCAAUGCCACGUCGCUCGCUUCGGCGCGCGGGGCUUCGGGAUCGUCCUCCGCUGCCGCCUAUCUCGCUGUCGGCGCGGCCGCCGCGCUCGCAUCGCUUCAGGUGGCCUAUGCCGACGGCAAUGAGCAGGGCCCGGUCGGCCCGGCUGUGAGUGCUGAUCCCACCGAGGGGGAGGAUUUGGCUCGCAAGGAGAAAAGGAGGAUAAUGGAGCUCGUCCAGAGCCGUGGGAUGCAGCGCGGGUCAUACCCUCAGUUUGAUGUUGCAAUGAAGGGCCAAAAGGUGGUUGUUAAAUUCAACAUGCCAUCUACUUGCAAUAUAUCACACCUCAUUGUUGAUCUUGUAACCCAUAUCGGACUUGAGGCAGAACAACAUGGUGGUGGCUCGGAGGUGCUAGUGCGUGCUUGGGACAGUCCAGCUGCACGUCAAAUCACAUUGAACCCUCCCAAGAAGACUAGCACUGGAGAUCUCAAUGAAGAUGGUCUCUGUGUUUUGAUAUUUGAGCCACUUAUCGGAUCGGAUUAUUCUGAAAUUGAAUUCAUCAAGCGUGGGAGUUUUAGUUUGAAAGAACUUGAAGCUUUGAUCAGUGCUCUAAAAGUAGCUGGCGAAAAAGAUGUUAAGGGGUCAUCAGGGAAGGGUAAUAAAAACACACCGAGAAAAGGAAACGGUCAGAGAUCUAAGCAUGUACCCUCUAUGGAGAAAGUUGUUUCUGAUUUAGAGGCUAUGGGAGUAAGAGUCUAUGGAUUUGAUGAAACAUCUAGUGUUCCAAUGGAUGGCACUGUAAUCUGGGAGAACCUUGCAGGGUAUGAACCUCAGAAAAGGGAAAUAGAGGAUACCAUACUAUUGGCUUUACAGAGUCCUGAAGUGUAUGAUGACAUCGCUCGUGGUACACGCUGCAAAUUUGAGACAAAUCGUCCUCGAGCUGUUUUAUUUGAAGGGCCACCUGGGACGGGCAAGACAUCUUCGGCUCGGGUUAUUGCCAAACAAGCAGGAGUUCCACUACUAUAUGUGCCACUUGAAGUUGUUAUGUCAAAAUAUUAUGGUGAAAGUGAGCGCCUGUUGGGAUCUGUUUUUUCACUUGCAAACGAUCUUCCUGAUGGAGGUAUUAUAUUCCUAGAUGAGGUGGAUUCUUUUGCUAUGGCUCGAGACAGCGAAAUGCAUGAAGCUACACGAAGAAUCUUGUCGGUAAUUCUGCGACAGAUUGAUGGAUUUGAGCAAGAUAGACGGGUGGUGGUUAUUGCAGCAACAAAUAGAAAGGAGGACCUUGAUCCAGCUCUCAUCAGCCGUUUUGAUUCAAUCAUCUGUUUUGGCUUACCGGAUCAGCAAACUCGUAUGGAAAUAGCUGCCCAGUAUGCCAAGCACUUAAGUAAAUCUGAAUUGGUUCAAUUUUCGUUGGCCACUGAAGGGAUGUCAGGAAGAGAUAUCAGGGAUGCUUGCCAGCAAGCUGAAAGACACUGGGCGUCAAAGAUGCUGGCCGGAGAUUGGCAGGAGCUUCAUACUGGUGGCCGGCCGUCUCUCCUACUCCCACUCCGCUCCCUCUCAGAUCCCAGCCGGAGUUCAGCAGGGGCUUCAUACUGGCGAGGGCGGCCGCGGGGCGCAAGCGGCCGGCAGCAGCGGCGCUGAGGCACGCGGGUGCCGGUGGCGAGGCAUCGCGCGGCCGGGCGGCGACGGGGCCGAGGAACGCGGGCGCCGACAUCCCGCGGCUCAGCAGCGGCGCGGCGCGCAACUUGACGGCAGUGCAUAAGGCGGCGACGGGUGCCCGCAUAUCUCUGUCUGCGCCUCUCUUUUCUCUGUAAUCCACUAAUCCUCUUUUUCUCAUCUCAUGCGUAGCACAUGGCGGCGAGCUUCGUGCGUGGCGAUGCCGUGGUGGCUCCCUCUUCUUCUCCCCAUAGAGCAAGCAAGAACAGAUCUCGUUCCUCUUCUCCACUCCAGCUUGAUUUCUGUCCACAAGCAAACCAGAUCAUCCCCUUUCGUCUGAUUUUUUAUUCCAAUCCCGGUAGCUGUGGCGCUACCUUUCUUGUGUCUCAUUCAUUCAUGCUCCCUCCCAUGAAGCAAAUAGCAGCGCCAUCCAUCCCUCCCAUGGCCAAACACGACAGCAGCUCAUCUGGUGUGGUUGGUGAGGACGGAUCAGGGCGGCACGCGCCGUGCGGUGCCAGGCUGCGGCUGGGCGGCACAGCGCAGGUGCGGCCCGACGAGCUCGAGGGCGGAGCGGGCGCGGUCUCGAGGACACGAUGAGUUUGACGGCAAGCUCCGUAUCUGGAGAGCUUGAGGGGGGGCGCGGGGGAGGUCGGGGAUGAGGUCCUAGCGGCCGCGGCGAGCUUGAGGACCUGCGGCCGCCUACCCACCCCAGCUGCGUCGGUGAUGGCGUGGGCAGCCAUGUGAGGCCAUGGGCGUGGCGGUGAUGAAGGUCAAGGCCGCCAUGGUCUCCGCCGUCCAGGUGAUGGGUUCGACAAAAACUGCCCGGAAGAAACGUCGAAUAGUCCCCAACGCAGAAUUACUCGUUUCCUCGUGCGUCGGUUCUCGAGUCGACUUGAUUCCUCACAUGAGAAACGGUUUCGAGUGUUUUUCCUCUCUCGCCUCGUUAAAUCUACUGCCACUUUUUCGGACAUGGCAUUCUAUUUAAUCCUA
Setaria italica (foxtail millet) is the source of this 2939-nucleotide messenger RNA. RefSeq names its product katanin p60 ATPase-containing subunit A-like 1. Gene Ontology annotation, molecular function: ATP binding; ATP hydrolysis activity; proteasome-activating activity. Gene Ontology annotation, biological process: proteasome-mediated ubiquitin-dependent protein catabolic process. The transcript has 13 exons. The coding region runs from base 147 to 1934 and encodes 595 amino acids. The record is from RefSeq and is a predicted model, not a curated record. NCBI's taxonomy places the organism in Eukaryota, Viridiplantae, Streptophyta, Magnoliopsida, Poales, Poaceae. Gene Ontology annotation, cellular component: proteasome regulatory particle, base subcomplex.